GCCUUUUUUAAUAUUCAAUCAACCAAAAUACAAUUAAACUGAACUCCUCACGAGCGACAGUACAUCAGCACUAUGGCCGGCGGCGGAGGGCGGCCUAUAAGGGCACUGAACGUGGCGGAGAAGCCGUCCGUGGCUAAAGCGGUGUCGGCUAUACUCUCGAAGAAUCCUUCGAGCAGCGGAAUGAGGGUGAGAGAUGGGCGGUCUCGAUACAACAAGAUAUUCGAGUUUGAGUGCUCCAUUCGUAAUCAGCAGUUUCACAUGUCAUUCACUUCUGUCACCGGUCAUCUCAUGGAGCUCGAUUUCGAUGACCGUUAUCGCAAGUGGCACUCUUGUGACCCGGCCGAUCUCUACCACGCCCCUGUCAAGAAAUAUGUGCCUCAGGAUAAAUCAGACAUCGAAAAGACACUGGAGGAAGAAGCCAGAAAGUGUCAGUGGCUUAUCCUCUGGCUUGACUGCGAUAGGGAAGGAGAAAACAUAGCAUUUGAGGUGGUUGAAGUUUGCACACGAGCAAACCGUAAUCUCAACAUCAGAAGAGCUCGUUUCUCCUCUUUAACCGAUAGGGAAAUUCGUAAUGCAGUUCAGGAUCUUGGUCCGCCUAAUCAAAUGUUUUCUGAUGCUGUAGAUGCUCGACAAGAAAUAGAUCUCCGGAUUGGAGCUUCUUUCACACGGUUUCAGACGAUGCUUUUGAGAGAUGCAUUUGUCCUUGAUUUUGCUACAGAUAACCAAAAUAUUAUUUUAAGUUAUGGUCCUUGCCAGUUCCCGACACUGGGUUUCAUCGUGGAGAGGUUCUGGGAAAUUCAAGCACAUGAACCGGAAGAGUUCUGGACUAUAAACUGUACUCAUAAUUCUGAACAAGGCACUGCUGGAUUUCAUUGGGCGAGAGGGCAUUUGUUUGAUUACACAUGUGCAGUGAUUAUAUAUGAAAUGUGUCUCCAGGAACCCACUGCAACUGUCACAAAUGUUAGACAACAGGAGAGGCUUCACCAUCCCCCCCAUCCUUUGAGUACAAUAGAGCUUGAAAAGCGUGCUUCACGUUACUUCCGAAUGAGCUCAGAACGUACUAUGAAGGCCAGUUUCUCCUUGUGGCAGAAGAUCUUUACCAAGCUGGAUUUAUCAGUUAUCCUCGUACUGAGACUGAUUGCUUUACUACAAUUGUGCAAGAGCAGCAAGGACACCCAACAUGGGGCUCAUAUGCCCAACGGUUGCUGGAUCCUGAAGAAAACCUUUGGAAAGAUCCUAGUAAUGGUGGACAUGAUGACAAAGCCCAUCCUCCCAUCCACCCAACAAAAUUUUCUGCUGGAGAAUCUGGUUGGAGUCAAGAUCACAAUGUUGAACGUCUAUGAAUUGGUUGUUCGCCAUUUCCUGGCAUGUGUUUCUCAACCAGCUAUAGGAGCUGAAACUACAGUUAAUAUUGACAUUGCUGGCGAACAGUUCUCUGCAUCUGGGAGAGUGAUAAUUGCUAAAAAUUACUUGGAUGUAUAUCGAUUUGAGUCAUGGGGAAAUUCUAUGAUCCCAUCCUACAACAUUGGGCAACAGUUUACGCCGAGCUCAUUGACUCUCGAUUCAGGAGUUACAAGACCCCCACCUCUUCUAAGUGAGGCUGAUUUACUAAGUUGUAUGGAUAAGGCAGGUAUUGGAACCGAUGCAACAAUGCAUGACCACAUAAAAAAGCUUCUUGAUCGUUUUUAUGCCACUAAAGACUCAAGCAUGCGUUUCUCACCUACUAAACUUGGAGAAGCACUCGUAAUGGGUUAUGAUGACAUGGGUUAUGAGCUGUGGAAACCAGAUCUUCGUUCUCAGAUGGAAAGUGAUAUGAAAGCUGUUAGCAUCGGGGCAAAGCGGAAGGAUGAAAUUUUGGAAACUUGCCUACAGAAGAUGAAAACCUGCUUUUUGGAUGCGAAACUGAACAAAGGAAAAUUGUUUGAAGCCAUGGCAAUUUUCUUUGAUAGGUCAAACAGAUCCAGUGGCCAUGAGCAGCACACAAUUGGGGAGGUUGUUCGGAAAUGUAACCUCUGUCAGGAAUCAGAUAUGGUUCUCAGGAAAAAGCCGGAUGGAAAUUUCAUGGUUGGGUGCUUGGGCUUCCCUCAAUGUAGAAAUGUCGUCUGGCUUCCAGGGCCCAUAUCAGAAGCCACAGUUACCACAAAUAUUUGCAGCAUCUGCUCUCCAGGACCUGUUUACAUGAUUCAAUUCAAAUUUCGUCGGAUCGAAAUACCGCCGAACUACAGUGUUGAUCAUUUGGGCUGCAUUGGUGGAUGUGAUGACAUUCUGAAGCAGCUGGUAGAAGUAUGUGGAACUGGGUCCCGCAGCUCCACCAUUCCUGGUACCUAUAGGAUUCACGAAGAGGACAAGGGCAUACACCAUCCUCCAGCAGUGCACAGCAAAGUAAUACCAGAAAUCAAGGUCCUUGGCAAACAGGGCGUUCUUCUGGUUCACAUCCUCCUGAGAAUUCACGAGGUCGUAAUUCACGAUCUCAGGGUGCUGUCUCACAAGAUGGGUAUUAAUGGUAAAACACAAGUGAGGAGAGCUAAUAGAGGAAGGAAGUUCUAUUCAUGUCAGGCUCAGGGUUGCAACUUCUUCAUGUGGGAAGAUAAUGGUGCGAGUGGUAGGGGAGGAGGCAUAAGUAGAGAAGCUCCAAAUGGCAACAGCAGAAGAGGUGGGCGUGGCCGUGGCAGGGGUGGUAACCGUGGUGGGGCCCGGGCAAAUGAUGGUGGGGCUUUUGUGUCUGCUACUGGUGAACCCAUUUCAGGCAGGUGUUUCGUCUGUGGUGAUCCCGGCCACUUUGCAAAUACUUGCCCUACUCGCGGUAGGUGACUUUAAUUUUUGUAUCAGUUGCCCAACUUGUCGGAGAUCUUUAACUGUGUAUGAUUUUAUUUGUUUAUGAAUCCUGUAUUAUAUAUCUGUUUUCUGACUCCAGUGGAUUAUACAAAUUAACGUGGAUAGAACACUGAAAUCGUUGAUGCUGACAUGGAAAUAAACAGAAAAAGCUUCCAUGAAAUCCACUUCGUCAUCACCAUCACAUUACGUUAAAGAAAAAAUCAAUUCACGUGGAGCCUUUGCAGUAGUUGCAUGGAUAAAGCACUAGAUUUUUCUACGUGACCUUCAAAAAUUAUUAUUCGCAUGAAAAGAAAAAUGCAAACGUGAGCUAAGCAAAUGAUGCAAGUUUGGUUUUGGGCGGAUCGACAAGACAACGGUUAAGAAGGUUGUCGAUUGAAGUGUACUUGUGCUCUGGGUACAGCUUCGAGGCUUCCAAGUCAUCUACUGCUAGUUCAAAGCUUAAUUGAGUACCAGCAAUAAAAAUAUCGUGUUAGAAUUGCCACUGGUAUGUUGUUUGGGUGUGGUAAACCUGCACCCGCAAACAAAUAUAUUUCAACAUUUAGAAAUAUAUAUGCAACAAAAUAACACACAUUGUGCAAGGGCAAGUUGGCAGAGGAGUCUUACUUUGAGAGAGGUUGAUGAGCUGUUGCCCAGAAACAUGAUUCCUAGUGAAGGUUCGCCCUGUUUUUUG
This is a messenger RNA of Striga asiatica, 3505 nucleotides long. Lineage: Eukaryota; Viridiplantae; Streptophyta; Magnoliopsida; Lamiales; Orobanchaceae. The record is from the annotation of a GenBank genome assembly.